AUGUCUUCUACUAACACCCAAGAUACCCACAUCAGCUCCGGCGUCACUGACACUGCUUGCCCAGAAUACCGUGAGGGUCAGAUCGGCGGCAGUAAUCACAUGUGCGUCGUCAAUCGCGAAGGCCAAAUUGGUGGAAGCAAUCACAUGUGUGUUCUGUCUCGCGGAACUCGCGGAGGUCAGAUCGGUGGAGGCAAUCACAUAUGCGUCGUUGCCAAGACCGGGAGCUGCACUUAUUAG
This is a messenger RNA of Melampsora larici-populina 98AG31, 237 nucleotides long. RefSeq names its product pheromone precursor with three tandem repeats of a putative pheromone peptide (gene MlpPh5). The transcript has a single exon. Bases 1 to 237 code for a protein of 78 amino acids. The record is from RefSeq and is a predicted model, not a curated record. Lineage: Eukaryota; Fungi; Basidiomycota; Pucciniomycetes; Pucciniales; Melampsoraceae.